Molecule: messenger RNA, 381 nt
Organism: Trichomonas vaginalis G3
Lineage: Eukaryota; Parabasalia; Trichomonadida; Trichomonadidae
Exons: 1
Coding region: 1-381 (126 amino acids)
Source: RefSeq, a predicted model, not a curated record
AUGCCAAAACCUAAAGCAUUCAAAAUCAUUUGUACUUACCGUCACCCCGGGCAAGCGCGCAUCAAAAUGGUGUAUUGCAACGAGACUGGUGCAUUUCUCUCUGCUCCGCAGGAAAUUGAUAACGAUGAAUAUAUUAAACACAUUCAUUUAUUACAGCAACAGGCAAAUGCUGCUCACAGGCCGAGACAUAAAGCUGUAAUGCAAAAAAUCUCGCCGAAACCGGAUAUUACAGUUGAUUCAGAAAUCGAUACGAAAAUACAGAGUUUAGAGGAACUUUCUCUUGACCCUGAUAAUACUACGUAUCCUACUGUAUUCGAGCAUAACAUAUUUGAUGAAUAUGACGAAGCUCCUCCUUUUCAGAACAUUAAUGAUCUUUUCUAG